Messenger RNA from Loxodonta africana (African savanna elephant), 2166 nucleotides. RefSeq names its product calpain-8. Gene Ontology annotation, biological process: proteolysis. The record is from RefSeq and is a predicted model, not a curated record. Gene Ontology annotation, cellular component: cytoplasm. Gene Ontology annotation, molecular function: calcium-dependent cysteine-type endopeptidase activity; calcium ion binding. The transcript is spliced from 19 exons. NCBI's taxonomy places the organism in Eukaryota, Metazoa, Chordata, Mammalia, Proboscidea, Elephantidae. The coding region runs from base 1 to 2166 and encodes 721 amino acids.
AUGGCAGCCAUGGCCGCUGGAGUAUCCAAGAAGCGGGCAGUGGCCCAAGGUCUUGGCUCUAACCAGAAAGCUGUGAAAUACUUGGGCCAGGACUUUGAGACCUUGAGGCAACAGUGCUUGGACUCAGGGGUCCUGUUUAAGGACCCGGAGUUCCCAGCAUGUCCGUCAGCCUUGGGCUACAGGGACUUUGGACCGCAUUCUCCACAAACUCAAGGCAUCGUCUGGAAACGGCCCACGGAAUUGUGUCCCAGCCCUCAGUUUAUCGUUGGUGGAGCUACUCGAACGGACAUUUGUCAAGGUGGUCUAGGUGACUGCUGGCUUCUGGCAGCCAUUGCCUCCCUCACGUUGAAUGAAGAGCUGCUGUACCGAGUGGUUCCCAAGGACCAGAGCUUCCAGAAGGGCUACGCGGGGAUCUUUCACUUUCAGUUCUGGCAGUAUGGCGAGUGGGUGGAGGUGGUCAUUGACGACCGACUGCCCACCAGGGACGGGCAGCUGCUCUUCCUACACUCCGAAGAAGGCAGUGAGUUCUGGAGCGCCCUGCUGGAGAAAGCCUACGCCAAGCUUAAUGGUUCUUAUGAAGCUCUUGUAGGAGGGUCCACGAUGGAGGGCUUUGAGGAUUUCACGGGCGGCAUCUCAGAGUUUUACGACCUGAAGAAACCACCAACCAGUCUGUAUCAGAUCAUCCGGAAGGCCCUCCGCGCGGGGUCCCUGCUGGGCUGCUCCAUCGAUGUCUCCAGAGCAGGUGAAACAGAAGCCAUCACCAGCCAGAAGCUGGUUAAGAGUCACGCGUACUCCAUCACGGGGGCUGAAGAGGUGGAUUUCCGUGGCCGUCCAGAGAAACUCAUCAGACUCAGGAAUCCGUGGGGCAAUGUGGAGUGGAGGGGGGCCUGGAGCGAUGAUGCACCAGAGUGGAAUUACAUAGACCCCAGGCUGAAGGAAGAGCUGGACAAGAAAGCUGAGGAUGGGGAGUUUUGGAUGUCCUUUUCGGAUUUCUUGAGGCAAUUCUCUCGACUGGAGAUCUGCAACCUGUCCCCAGACUCCCUGACCAGUGAGGAGGUGCACAAGUGGAACCUGGCUCUGUUCAAUGGCCGCUGGGUGCGGGGCUCCACCGCCGGGGGCUGCCAGAACUACCCAGCCACCUACUGGACCAAUCCCCAGUUCAAAAUCCGUUUGGAGGAGGUGGACGACAGCCACGAGGAGUACGCCGGAGAGCCCCACUGUACGGUGCUGCUGGGUCUGAUGCAGAAGAACCGCAGGCGGCAGAAGAGAAUAGGACAAAGCGCCCUGAGCAUUGGCUACGCCGUCUACCAGGUUCCCAAAGAGCUGGGGAACCAUACCGAUGUGCACCUGGGCCAGGACUUCUUCCGGGGCCACCAGCCCUCAGCCCGCUCCAGCACCUACGUCAACCUGCGUGAGGUCACCGGCCGGGCCUGGCUGCCCCCGGGGGAGUACCUGGUGGUGCCGUCCACCUUCGAGCCCUUCAAGGAUGGCGAGUUCUGCCUGAGGGUGUUCUCGGAGAAGAAGGCCACGGCCCUGUGCGUGCUCCUUGCCCUCCCUGGAGAUUCACCCAAGUCCCCUAAGCUGAAGGGUAGUGGGGAUUACUUCCCCGCACUCCUGGGAGAGGAGCCCCCUAGGCCCUGGCACUGCGUCCCUCCACACCCCAGUGAGGUGGAGCAAGAAGACAGCCAGUUCAAGAGCCUGUUUGAGAAGCUGUCAGGGCAGGACUCAGAGAUCAGUGCCAGUGAGCUCAAGACGGUUCUGAAUGGGGUGUUUUCCAAACGGAACGAGUGGCUGAUGGGAGCAGGGCCAGGAGGAGACGGCUGCAGGGUCUUUGGCUUCUGCCUUGGCUCCCAGGAGAUUUACCAGGAAACCGAUUAUAACCACACUGGGACCAUCGAUGCCCACGAGAUGAGGACAGCUCUCAAGAAGGCAGGUUUCACCCUCAGCAACCAGGUGCAGCAGACCAUCGCCAUGCGGUAUGCAAACAGCAAACUCAGCAUCGACUUUGAAGGCUUCGUUGCUUGCAUGAUCCGCCUGGAGAGCCUCUUCAGCUGUGGCCAAGGGAGGACCAGGAGACAGAACCAACUGUUGCCUUUGGGUGGCUGGGGUCAAGGACAACUCCAGUGUCUCUGUGGCACCCUGGGGGCAAGGGGAAGCAGAAACUGA